AUGACAAUCGAGUUUGUGGUAAACCUGGAAAAUCACAAGAGAAGAAUUUGGAGUAUCUGUUGGAGCCCUGAUGGAAAUUUCCUGGCGUCCGUAGGAGCAGACAAAUAUAUAACCAUAUGGAUUAAAACAAAUAAAGACAAAAUAAAAAAGACAAAAGAAAGCAGUAAAGUAUGGAAGAAAUUUAAAAUGUUUGAAGAAGGGACACACAAAUCAGGCAACAUAGAAUUUGAUAUAUAUGACAUUAUAGAAACUAAUCACGAGAAGUCACUACGUCACAUUGAAUUUUCUCGAGACGGAAGCUUCUUUGUUGUUGCAUCCUUUGAUUCGAAGUGCUCCAUUUAUAAAAAAAAUAAUAAUGACAAAUGGGUUUUUUACAAAUCUUUGGAGGGACACGAAAAGGAGGUGAAGUGUGCCUCAAUUCAUCCCACCAAUAAGUACAUAGUAACCUGCGGAAGGGACAAAAGCAUAUGGAUACACGCCAAGACGGAUGAGGUGAGUAAGAAGGACGACGAGCAUGGUGGGAGCGCGGCAAACGGGGGAGAAGCGCUCACAAACGGGGGCGAAGCGCUCACAAACGGGGGCGAAGCGCUCACAAACGGGGGAGAAGCACACACAAACGGGGGAGAAGCACACACAAACGGGGGAGAAGCACACACAAACGGGGACGAAGCACACACAAACGGGGAACACAAUGAGGAACAGGUAAAAGAGGAUUCACAAAAUGCCGUGCAAACAGAUGUACAAUGUGGCAACUCGGGGAAAAUUCACCUGAACGGAGAGCCCAAAAAAGCCAAUAACCACUUCGACGUUGACUUCGACUUCAACUUUGACGCUUACCUAACGGCGCAUUCUGAAGACAUAAAGUUCGUCGCCUGGUGCCCUCUCAGCGAAAACACAUUCAUCUCCCUUUCGUAUGAUAACUCUUUAAAAAUUUGGAGUAAACAGAUAAGCGAGUGGAAUUGUGUACAGACCUUAAAUGAACACACAUCUGUGGUGUGGUGUGUUGCCUUCAAUUUUGAUGGCUCUGAAUUCGCUACCUGCUCAGAUGACAAAUCCAUAAGAAUAUGGAAGAGUGAAAAAAAGGUUUGGUACAAUAAACAUAAGUACCCUUUUCUUUACCAGCAUAUAGUAAAGGACGCAAGGAAAUCAUCAAAUGAAAGCUCCUUGUGGUCGUUUAUAAAUAAAUCGAAUGGCACAAUGGGGGGUAGUGUCACUGGGAUGAAAAAGGUGCUCACGAAUGAUAACCGCGGGUAUAGUAACCAUAACAGUAAGCACAGUGCAAAUGGGAAAGGGUCCAACGAUCGAAAUUUUCUGGAUAAAACAAAAAACCUGUUUCGAAAGAUAAAAGAACCGAAGAUCCAAGGGGUGGGUGAGAAAACCUCCGAUGGGCCAUCCAAUUUCCCUACAUUAGAUUAUUCAAAGGAGGACAAAGAGGUGCAGGCGGCCUUGAAGGCAGUCGUGCAGAAUAAUUUCGUGCCACUCUAUUUCGACCAUGGCCUUUUCAAAUUUGUUUACAAGUACGCAGAUGUGGAAGGGGGGAAAGAAGGAGCGUGUAUACAGAGGAAGGCUUCGGCCGAGAAGAGAGAGGAACAAGGAAGCGACCCGCAAAAGGAAUCCCCAAGCGGAGCACGCCUCAUCGCGAAAAAGGAGCUGAACAACGAACUGAACAACGCACUGAACAACGAACUGAACAGCGAACUGAACAACGAACCGGAAAAGGAACCGAAAAACGAACCGGAAAAGGACGAGUGCAUCUCCAAGGUGUCCAAAGAUGGCGUCGAUCAAGCGAACACGCAUGGCACAGAUAUAGCGCACAAAAACGAGUCGGACGACGUGUCAGAAUUGAGCAACGAGGAAAAGACUAACAAACAGAGUGGAUGCACCACCACGCAAGACGAACAACAAACGAGUAACCCAGUUUCAGAAAACAACGUCUCCUCUAUGAACAUAAUUCCAAAUCUCAGUGACAAAGAAAAAGAUUUAAAAAAUGUAUCGUUCGAUGACUGGAAAAUAAAACACGUGAUAGAAGGAUACCACAAGAGAAGCAUUAGCUACCUGGACUGGAAUGCUUACGAGGAUUUAAUUGCAGCGUCUUCCUUUGACAACUCUUUGAAAAUAUUUCAGAAGAAUCUAGACACAUGGAAUUUGAUAGAGAAUAUCGAAAAUGCUCAUUUGAGUGACGUCAAUUGUGUUGUGUGGUGCCCGCAGAAGUACCAGGACUAUUUUUUGCUGGCCACCGCUGGCGAUGACUGCGUCAUUAACAUAUGGAAGUACACGAAGGGGUAA
Messenger RNA from Plasmodium cynomolgi strain B, 2286 nucleotides. Its product is annotated as WD domain G-beta repeat domain containing protein. NCBI's taxonomy places the organism in Eukaryota, Apicomplexa, Aconoidasida, Haemosporida, Plasmodiidae. The coding region runs from base 1 to 2286 and encodes 761 amino acids. Gene Ontology annotation, cellular component: cytosolic [4Fe-4S] assembly targeting complex. Gene Ontology annotation, biological process: iron-sulfur cluster assembly. Gene Ontology annotation, molecular function: protein binding. The record is from RefSeq and is a predicted model, not a curated record. The transcript has a single exon.